Messenger RNA from Anarrhichthys ocellatus (wolf-eel), 5158 nucleotides. RefSeq names its product ubiquitin specific peptidase 40 (gene usp40). The record is from RefSeq and is a predicted model, not a curated record. Gene Ontology annotation, molecular function: cysteine-type deubiquitinase activity. Lineage: Eukaryota; Metazoa; Chordata; Actinopteri; Perciformes; Anarhichadidae. The transcript is spliced from 31 exons. Gene Ontology annotation, biological process: protein deubiquitination. Gene Ontology annotation, cellular component: cytosol; nucleus. Bases 508 to 4395 code for a protein of 1295 amino acids.
CAACAUGGCUGCCUACAGUUCACCGACGGUAUUUCUAUUUACGCCUUGUUUGUUAUCUGUUUUAAGACGGACAGAGGAAGGAAUAGCCAGUGUCAGAAGUCGUUAGAGUUUUGGUAAGAAGACGCCAUUUCCCCGUCGUGGUGACACUGACCGUUAACAUUACCGACAGCCUGGGUUUGUGUCAUUUUCGGUGUGCCGUCAAGCUGCUCCUCAGUGUCGGGACUGCGAUUGAUUUGCGAUUAUUAUUGCGUUAAGCUAGCUAACGUUGAACUUGAUCGCCGACAUAACUGGAAGUCCAACGCAUAUAUGCUACAUCCGGUAAUAGUCGCUAUGUUUAGACCCGUGAAGUCUUCUUAUUUCAGAGUCAGCCCGGCCAUUGUCAACAGAGAACUCGGCAAGACCAAGAUGAGAUAGCAAGAGGCCAAACCAGAGUGAUAACACAUGAUUUACUACGCGGCAUAGCUCGAGCAAAACUCAAGAGAAAACCGAGUAAAUCACUCAAACAGCAUGUUUGGGAAUCUUUUCGAGGAAGAGGAGGAGGAAGGCUUCUCUUCGACUUCCUCCAGGGGGAGAGUUGCGAAGGGGGGAGACGAGCCACCUCCGCCCCGAGGAAGAAGCAAUCUGUGCGGCAUAAAGAACCAAGGGGGGACCUGCUACCUCAACUCUCUGCUCCAGACGCUGCUGUUCACCCCAGAGUUCAGAGAGGAGCUGUUCAGUUUGGGAGCAGCGGAAUUAGGAUGUCUGGAAGACAAAGAAGAACCAGGGGUCAAAGUCAGAGUGAUCCCGCUGGAGUUACAGAAACUGUUUGCCAGUCUGCUGUUGGUGGACCAGCAGAGCGCCUCCACUGCCAACCUCACCAACAGUUUCGGCUGGAACAGCAGCGAGGGAACAAAUCAGCAUGAUGUGCAGGAGCUGAACAGGAUUCUGUUCAGUGCGUUGGAGCACUCUCUUGUGGGCACCACUGGGAGUACAUUUAUCCACCAGCUGUAUCACGGGACCAUUGUCAACAGUAUUGUCUGCAAGGAGUGUGGGAACGUCAGCCAGAGACAGGAGGACUUCCUGGACCUGACGGUGUGUGUUUGUGGUAUGUCUAGCCUGGAAGAGGCUUUGUGGAACAUGUUUGUGGAGGAAGAGAUGUUUGAGGGCAGUAACCUGUACCGCUGUGCACAGUGCGACAGGCUGGUCACUGCUGCCAAGUCUGCCAAGCUGAAGAAGCUUCCUCCAUUCAUGACCAUGUCCCUGCUGAGAUUCAGCUUUGACUUUGCCAAAUGUGAGCGAUACAAGGAGACGGGACGCUACAGUUUCCCCUUAACCAUCAACCUACUGCCAUUUUGUGAAGAGACUGAUGCAGAGGACUCUGAUUACUGCUACGAGCUGUUCUCUGUGAUCAUCCAUAAGGGAGGCUGCUAUGGGGGCCAUUACCAUGUUUAUAUCAGGGACAUUGACCAGCUUGGCCAAUGGGAGCCACCGGAGGAGGAAUGCAAACCCAAGACUCAGAAGAAAGUCACGGAGGAAGUGAAGCCAACGUGUGAGCCAAAACUACAAGAAGACGACCCUUUGUCUGUCAUCGCUGCUAUUAUUGCCCAGGAGCCAUCAAAGAGUGUCCUGGCAGACCAGUUGGGACAGAAAAUCAUGGAUAAGCUUGGUUCUUCCUGGAGCAAAAAGUUUAGAAAACACUAUGGCCCCAUAGGAAAGUUCCUGCAGUCCCACAAUGAUGCUUUCAUGUUGGUGUCUAAUGGUACUCGAGUGGCACUGAAGGCGAUUGCAAACCCGUCAAGCCCUGUGACCAAGCCCCCCGGCCCAGCAAAGCCGGCGACUAACUCUGAUCCUUCAACACCUUCAGACCCCAGAGCUGCUGAACAGCAGCCAGAACUAGACCAGAAGUCAGAGCCGGAACAAAAGCAGGGCAGCCACUGGUUUGAUCUUAACGACUCCACGGUGACUUCCAUCAGGGAGUCUGACAUAGAGAAGCAGUUCCAGGGCAAAGAGAGCGCAUACAUGCUGUUCUACAGAAAAACACAGCUGCACAGGCCCACUGAAGCUCUGAACAAUCCCCAAUAUAAGAUUCCUCUUAACCUCAUCCAGAUGGCUCAGGAAGAGAACAUCAAAAUGCAGAAAAUGCGCGAGGAGUUUGAAGCCACGAGUAACACCGUGGUGCUGCGUCUCCAUCUGGCACCCUCGUACAGGCUAGAAUAUGGAGCCCUGCAACCAAUCAGCAAAGAGCAGAACGGGAGCACCACUCUGACUUUUGACCGCAGAAAGACCGUGGGAGAUCUUCGAUUGGAUAUUUAUCAGAAGCAGGAACUCUGGGAGGGGGAUAUGGCUCUGACUGUGGCCAGGAGUCUUCCUGCAGGUCUACACCUCUACAAUACUUUAACAGACGACAAUGUCUCCCUGUAUAGUGCAGGCAUUUGUACGAACUCUGACCUGUUUGUGUGGAACGGUAGAGAGGUGUGUGGUGCGACUGUCCUAACUGGAGCCGAGUGGGAGCCGGUGCUGCUGAAUGUAGUCCGUCCCAAUUUCGGGGAAGAUGAGGAUCCGGAGGAGGGGGAUGGGUUGGAGUCUGUGGAGGAAAGAGGAGGUUUUGAAAAUGGGGGGCCAGGGCUUAAAAGGGAGGCCAGAGGGUUUGCAGGUGCUUCGACUCUCGGGGAGGUGAGGGAGGCACUAGGGGAGCCGGAGGAGAGUCUGCUGUGCCAGGAGCAUAAGGGAGGAAAGAGGGAAGAGCAGGGGACAGGAGAGGGAGGAGGGGCAAGUGGAUGGAGGGUGUUCCCCCCCGGUGAUAUGCAACGGACGCUCAAGGAGCUGUCGCUGAAAGACGGAGAUGCGCUGUUGGUGCUGGAGCCACAGUCCUUCGACAGCAGCAUGUUCGCUCUAAACGGAGACGUCGUCACUGUGACCACACCGUCGGACUGCCGCUGGCUCCAGGUGGAGUUUGGACCACAUGGAGGGGAAGGAGGAGGAGGAGAGAGGGAGAAAGAAGAGGAGAGGAGGAAGAUCAAAGUUCCAGCUACAGGGAAUAUGCUGCUGUGUGAGGUGAAACAGAGGGCCAUAGAGGAGCUGCAGCUACAGGAGCAACUCACAGGUGCACAGUACUGUCUGAGGCAUGUGGACUGCACAGGGAAACUCCUUCCUCCAGUGUGUGAAGAGCUGAGUGUUCGGGAUGCAGGGGUGCGACUCAUGACCACACUGACUCUCUGUCCGGGAAAUGCCCCCAAGGCAUCACAGCUUUUCUUGCACUUCUCUGUGGGCUCAGCGCCCUCUGCUGGCAUGGAGAUGGACAUCAUGGUGGAGAAAACGUGUACCGUCAAAGAGUGUCUAAAGGCAAUGCUGGAGGCUGUUGGACUUGAUGGCACCUGUUGGCACUUAAGGAGGCUCGAUUGGUGUGAGGAGGUUGGAGAGCCGAUUAUGGAUGAGGAUGCUUCUCUGUCAGAGCUGAAGAUAAACAAUGGAGAGACAUUAGUCGUCACAGAAGGACAACUUCCUCCGAAGGGGUUUCUCAAGCUAUCUGUGUGGCUGUGUCUGAAUCCCAGUAACAACUCGGCAGUUUCCAUGGAUUUUAAUCACACUGACAACGGCCACACUGAUGUUGUGGCCGCGGGUGACUCACCUCCUCUGGGUGCCGGCAACACGGCGGAGCUGAGAAGUGCAGGACAGGUGGAGAUAUCGGACGAGGCUACCCUGGAGGAUCUCAAGACGCAGGUGUUGACACUGCCGGCCCUUCAGGAUGCGUGUGUGCCAACCACUGCGUUCAUGCGUGUGUGGCAGCUUGAGGGCCGGAGGCUGGCACGUAUCCUCCGAGGACAGCAGCUCACACUCAAGAAAUUGAAGCUGCCCAGUGGUACAGACCUCUGUGUGCAACAGCUACUAACAGAAGAAGAUCUUGGUCCUAAAGAUGUGAUGGUGAGUGUUAGAAUGGGAGUCCCAGGGGAGAGGGGUUUCUACCCGCCAGAGGAGCUGGUUUGGGAUGCAACCCGUGACUCUUCCCCACGGUCUCUACGCACUUGUCUGGCUGCACACUACGGCCUCUCCCCUGAUUCUCUGCUGUUGGCCAAACACCAGCCGGACAAACACGCCUGGGAGGAAAUCUCAAACUGGAGUCAGCAGGUUUCCAAAAAGAAAAAGAAGAGGAAGGCUGAAUCACUACUGGGGGCACCAUUUCACCUCAAAGAUGGCGACACAAUCGGCGUAAAGAAUCUUUUGAUUGAUAACAACAGGGACUUCCUCACCCUGGAGGAUGAGCAGGGCCAGCAGAGGCUCAGGGAGCAGGCAGAGCAAUGCAGGAAAGGAGGGCAGGCUGCGGGCUCCGAGGGUGUUGGACCACAGAAGAAGACCGGACCGACCAAAUCCAGGAAACCAGAGGUAGCGCUAUCGAUCAACGUGGGUGUAUUCAGAUAGCACUCUGCUCCCAUGGGUGCAUGGACGAAUCAAACCUACCUAUACAACUGCACGCACUUACACACGGAUGCAAUUGGGACAAUCCACUUGACGUCAGUCGUAUGCCAUUUUCUUUUCUGUAUUUCUCCACAAAUCUUUCAAGACCGACUAAAAUCUAAUUAUUUUAUUGACAGGAAGAGAAGGAAUUUCAUUCUGGCAAUUUGAUUAGCUGUUUUUUAACAAUUGACUGUAAUUUGCAUUAUUUCUAUACAAUAUUACUGGAUUUCUUGUAAGACGCCUCUCUCUACAACCACCACUCAUGCCCUUUAUUAAAUGAAAUUGCAGUUUUAUUAUCCGAGAAAGAUUUGAAGAGAGUUUGACCAUUAGGCCAUUUGUGCUGCAUGGAUCAGUAGCUAAGAGAAGCAGAACAAACUGUUUGUUCUCCUCUUAAGUGUUUUUGGGCUAUUGCAGGCUGGAUGUAUAGUCAUGCUUGUGUAAACUGGAGUUUCUUUCUCAUUUACAGUUUUGUAUAAACUAUAGCAAUCAGGGAUGAUUGCAUCUGUGUUGCCAUCUGCUAGCGGCUCAAACAUUUACACUUGUUUUAAUACAUUUUUCAGUACAACAAGCCAUUAAUAGAAGGACAUCAACAUCCAUUAGUUGUUGUUGUUGCCCAUAGGGUGUUUUAGGUGAUGCUCAUUUUUAUGACGAACCUGUCACUGUGCGCCGAGAACAAAAGAGCGUUUAUCUGCAUCAUGGGCUUGUUUUUAGGUUGAUAAAAGAGAGG